GGGGGGGUGCAGAAUGCCUCCACCUGUCCCCCCCCCCCCUUUCGCAUACGCUGAUGGAGCAAGUAUGCUCACAUUUCCGUAUUUAUUUUAUCUCAAAUACUGUUAGUUAUAAUUUUCCUGUAAACUACAUAUUCCUCAAUGAAAACCUGUCAUAAUGAGUAAAAAUAGAUUUAGUACUUAAAAAAUGACGUGAUCAUUUAAACAUAUUACAUAAAGCAUUAGGUAGAGAUUAAUUAUCUUGUCACGAUAAAGCUGUGUGUUCACUGUGCUAAUAUAAUCCUCACUACAUUGCUAAAUUCGGUUAGCUGAAUAUUACUCAUCAUUACAUGUGGGUUUUCCUUUUGUAAAAAACAAUGUAUGACACAGGGUUAAUAGCAUACCAAACGACGAUGAAGGACGAUGACACACCCCUGCAUGAGGCUUGCUCUGCUGGCCAUCUCGACAUUGUUACGAUGCUGUCGAGAAAUUAUGGAGCCGACAUCAACGCCAAAAAUUUGAAUGGCGAAACCCCGCUCCAUCACGCUUGCAAGGAGAACCAUCAAAUAGUGGCGGAGUUUUUGUUCGAAGAACGUGCUGACAUUCGUGCCAAGAACAAUGAAAAGCUCACGCCCCUCCAGGUCGCGACCAAUUCCGGUAGCUUCGACACCAUCAUCGGUCUACUCGGUCGUAUUCGUAGGUCGGAAUUUAGCGUGACUACGGGUGAUACUAUUCGUGACGCGGCCUCGGAUCUCCUCAAGUGGGCAGCUACGGAAAACAAAGCAAAUACACUCCAGCUUCUUCUUCAUCACGGGGUUAUGCUCCAUUGGGUCAAUGAUGAAGAAAUCAGCGAAUUCAUUCUCGAUGCCGCCAAGAAAGGACACACAGAAACGGUAGCGGCAUUGAUUCGAUGGAAGCGAAGUGAAGUCGUUGAUAAGUGCGAUGACGUGGGUAACACACCGCUCCACUAUGCCUCUGAGGCUGGACAUGACCAGACCGUUCAGGAGCUCAUCAAGGCGAAGGCUACCGUCAAUGUUACCAACUCUGAUGAUGCAUACAAGCGGUCUCCUUUGCACCUUGCAGCAGCCAAUGGCUGGAUAAGGACAGUCAAGCAGUUACUCAAAGCUAAUGCACGGGUUGAUAAAACAGACUUGGACGAGAUAACACCUUUGCAUCUAGCCUGCAAGAAAGGUCACAUCGAUAUGGUGAAGCUUCUCGUCUGCGAGGAGAAAGUCGACAUUGUACUGCGUGACAAGCAGGGACUCAACUGCCUCGACUAUGCCAUCGACAACGGGCACGAGAACAUUGCCGAUUUUAUUUUAAGUCACGAUAAAUGGCGAGAAGUAAUGUCUGUAUCCAUACUGGAUGAUGAUACGUAUGAAAGGACUACACCCAUGAGAAAACUCAUCAAAAACAUGCCAGAUAUUGCUAAGCGAGUCAUGGAUAGGUGUAUUACAGUAUCGUCAGAAGCAGGGCCCACGGACAGUGAAUUUUGGGUUCAGUUUGACUACGAGUUCCUCGAGGAUUCCUUCUCCAAUUGGGAUAGGCCGAAGGAUUCCGAUGAUGAUGAGGACAACGACGAUGACGAGCAUAAGACAGAAGAGACUAUAUUCACCAUCACACCUAAAGGGCAAUCUACGUCGGACAGCGAGCUACAUUUCACUAUAGAAGGCAAUACCGUCAAACAGAGUCAACUCAAGUCCAAGAAAAUCCCUGAGACUCCAAAGGCGCCGACGGGAGACCAGUAUGAUGCCAAAGGGCAUUUGGAGAAGAGCGCGAGGCCAUAUACGACCAGUUCGAAAGCCAUUGCUGCUAACCAUCCUCUUAAUAUUAUGGUUAAUGUCAUAAUUAUAUUCCUGAACUCCAAUAAAAGAAAUGUUAUUUGAUAUAACGUCUUU
This is a messenger RNA of Strongylocentrotus purpuratus (purple sea urchin), 1874 nucleotides long. RefSeq names its product ankyrin-1-like. Bases 354 to 1862 code for a protein of 502 amino acids. The transcript has 9 exons. Gene Ontology annotation, molecular function: protein binding. The record is from RefSeq and is a predicted model, not a curated record. Lineage: Eukaryota; Metazoa; Echinodermata; Echinoidea; Camarodonta; Strongylocentrotidae.